AUGGAGGAAGGUAUAUCUGUUAAAAAUGAAGAUAAAAGUAUUGACAUUAAACAAGAAAAACAUGAAAGUGUUGAUAACUUUAAAUGUGAAUAUGAUUCUGGAAGUCAAGACAGCAGUAAAAGUGGAAGUGGAGGGUACCAGCGGUGGGCUCCAAAUUUAAAUGGGGUACGGAAAAGUGCAUUUACACCAUACAAAUCUGUUCAAUGCACACCGUUAACCAAUUUACAAAGAGGUAAUACGCAGGCGCGCGUCCCCGAACUGCCUCAGCCCGAUUGUAGCUUUCACGCUAAAGCUGGCCGCGGCGAAAUAACCCGUGACGACGUGAAACUGGAGCAGUAUGUUGAUAUUACCGAUGAACACGGACUUACGGCGCUUCACUGGGCCGCCAGCUACGGUCAGUUAAAUAGCUGCCAGGAUCUUGUGUGGAGUGGUGGGAAUGUUAACAUGAGGGGACCCGAGGGUGAGACAGCACUCCAUCUGGCAGCUGCGGGCGGACACCAUGAGGUUGUGAAGUUUUUGUUGAAUGAAGGCGCUGAUGCUGAUAUACAAGAUGAUUCUGGAAGCACAGCUUUGAUGUAUGCAGCCGCUGCUGACUUUCCCUACACCUGUAAUGAGCUCCUCAUCCGUGGAGCGGACCUCACCCUUACUAAUGAUUAUGAUCAAGACGCCUACACUCUCACCACUACCAAUAAUUGCAAACUGGCUCAAACUGUGAUAGAAAAUUUUUUGAUUGGCUGCCUUAGCAAAAUUUAA
Molecule: messenger RNA, 753 nt
Organism: Danaus chrysippus (African queen)
Lineage: Eukaryota; Metazoa; Arthropoda; Insecta; Lepidoptera; Nymphalidae
Source: the annotation of a GenBank genome assembly